ACCAUUUCAAAGCCAGACAUGUGUGCAAACGGGACAGCUCUAUAUGAGCAUAUUGUGUCUCGUGUGUGUGUGACGCUCUCUCUCCCUCUCUCUGUAUGUCUGUCUGUCAUUUUCGAAUUUCGAAAGUUGUCUCGCCGCUCUUUUCGACUAGUGCUGUUCGCGCUGUUGCCGUGAGUGCCAAAACGGCGGCAAAGUAACUGACACACACACACAAAAAAAAAAAAAAAAAAAAAAAGAACACGCACAGAUACGAAAAAACAAAAAGAAAAAUAAAGGCCAAGCCAAAGCGUAAUAGAAAAAACCCAAAGAAGAAGCAACAGCAGCUGCAGCAGCAGCAGCGUGUGUGUGUUCUCGCUGUUUGGCAGAGCAGAGCGACGACCCGACCAAUAAAAUAACCAACUACUGAAAGUUAAACUAUACAACAAACAAAUAAAUAAAUCAACAAUAACAUUGCAGCAGCUGCGAACAUAGAAAUUGGCCAGCAAAAUGCCAACUGAACUGAAUGCGAAACAGCAGAAAUAUUAAACUGACAUCUGGAGGAGCCGCGCCAAGACACCGGCAAGUGGUGUUGACAACAAUUUGCUGAGCAUGCAACGGAAACAAAAGCCAACAGCAGCCGUCGAAGAAGCAGCAGCAGCAGCAGCAAUAGCAGCAGCAGCAAUAGCCGUCAAAAGAUUAAAGCAGAUCCCCAGCAAUUGUAGCAGGAACAGGAACAGGAACAGCAGUAGCAGUAGCAGUAGCAGAAGCAGUAGCAGUAGCAGAAGCAAUAGGGGGAGCAGAGGUUGCUGCACACGCAACACACGCAGAAGGAGCUGCGAUCGAGCAGUGCAUCGUUGGCUGCUUUGAGCAGCGGGGCGUACAAAACAGGACGCGAGAGCAGGACGAGACGGCCCCGGGCGUGUGUGCGUUGUGGUGUGUGUGCGUCGGCCGUCUCAGUCAACUUGAGGAGAGUAACAAUAACAAUAGCAGCACAAAAAGCUGAUUGAUUUAAUUCAUUAAACAAGCAGCAGCAGCAGCAGCAAAAACAUAAGAAUAACAAUGUCAUCCAACGAACCACCGCCACGUUAUGAGCCCGCUGUGGAGCCCAUCAAUGGUAUUGUACAGCCACCGGUUGUGCCGCCGCAGGAGCGACCGGGACGCAAUACAAAUCAAUUGCAAUAUUUGAUUAAAACCGUGAUGAAGGUCAUAUGGAAGCAUCAUUUCUCUUGGCCAUUUCAACAGCCCGUCGAUGCCAAGAAACUGAACCUGCCCGACUAUCAUAAGAUUAUCAAACAGCCAAUGGACAUGGGUACGAUCAAGAAGCGAUUGGAGAACAAUUACUAUUGGUCGGCCAAGGAGGCCAUACACGAUUUUAAUACAAUGUUCACCAAUUGUUAUGUAUACAAUAAGCCCGGCGAGGAUGUUGUUGUUAUGGCCCAAACGCUUGAGAAGGUAUUUCUACAGAAGAUCGAAUCGAUGCCCAAGGAGGAGCUCGAACUGGAGCCCGUUACGGCAAAGGGUGGCAAAAAGAAACAGCGUGCACCGACCACACCCAAAGCGACCAGCAGCAGCAGCGCCGGCGGCGGCGCCGGUGUUGGCAGCAGCAAUGCAACAACAGCCUCAGCGACAAGUACACCAACAGCUGGCGGCAAGGCGGCACAAUCCUCACAGCUGCCGACGACCAUGGGCCUGCCACAAUCAGCGUCAGCGGUAUCAACGCCAACAUCAGCGGCAGCCCAAGCACAAGCAGCAGCAGCAGCAGCAGCGGCGGCAGCAGCAGCGGCAGCAGCAGCAGCGGCAGCAAACGCCCGACCAGUUUCCGCCAUGGGCGGUACGGUUUCAUCAACGGCCGGCGGAGGCGUUACACCGUCCAUACCACCGAUUAGCACAAUGCCACCGCAUACGGUGCCGGGCAGCACGAAUACAACGACCACUGCAAUGGCAGCGGCAGCGGCGGCGGCGGCGGCGGGUGGUGGGCCCGGCGCAACAAAUGCGGCUGCACUAAAUGCGGCAAUGGCCAGCCUUUUAAAUCCUGCGCAAAGCGGCGCCGCCAGCUAUGGUGUUGGCGGCCAACAGACCUCGCUCAACAACAGCUCCCUGCUCGACGGCAAUGCGGCGGCAGCGGCGGUUGCCCAAGCCCAAGCGGCAGCGGCCGCCGCUGUGGCAGCUGCCGCCCUAGACGGCACUGGCGGCGGCGUAACAAUACCAACGGCUGCCGUUAACGCCGCCAAUGCGGUCCAGGCCUAUGUGAACAGCACGGCGGGCGUCGGUGUUGUCGAUGCUGUCAUACCACCACAGCAGCCGGCCAAAAUGAAGAAGGGCGUCAAACGGAAGGCGGACACGACAACGCCAACGGCGAACGCAUUCGAAUCGCCCUACGCCCAAAUGGACUCCAAAGCGGCCAAAAUAGCGACGCGGCGGGAAUCGAAUCGUCAGGUAAUUGGCAAAAAGGAUCUUACAUUCCAGGGCUCGGGCUAUCCAAUGUCACCAUUGGGUGUCGCUGGUGUGCCUGGUCUGGUUGCCGGCGGCGCCGUUGGUGGCGUACCGGGUGCCAAGUCCAAGGAGAAACUAUCGGAUGCACUGAAGUCAUGCAAUGAGAUACUCAAGGAGCUGUUCUCAAAGAAGCACUCCGGCUAUGCCUGGCCCUUCUACAAACCGGUGGACGCUGAACUGUUGGGCCUGCACGACUAUCACGAUAUCAUUAAGAAGCCAAUGGAUCUGGGCACCGUUAAGCGUAAAAUGGACAAUCGCGAAUAUAAGAGCGCGCCGGAAUUUGCGGCCGAUGUUCGAUUAAUAUUCACCAACUGCUACAAAUACAAUCCGCCAGAUCAUGAUGUUGUCGCCAUGGGCCGUAAGCUUCAGGAUGUCUUCGAGAUGCGCUACGCGAAUAUACCCGACGAGCCCGUUGCGAAUGCGGCCCAUCAUCAUCAUCAUGGAUAUUCGAGUACAUCCAAGCACGAUGCAAGCGAUUCAUCUAGCGAGGAUUCCAGCGAUACCGAAAACGAGUCCAAUUCGGAUGAGGAGCGUAGCGCCAAGCUUAAAAUGCUCGAAUCAAAGCUGUUGGGCCUCCAGGAGGAGAUACGCAAGCUCGUCGAGGAGGCGUCCGCCAAAAAGAAGGCCAAGAAAAAACUCAAAGAAAAGAAAAAGUCACUCGGACCGAGCAGCGGCAGCGGCGCCGGCGGCGCCUCCGGUGCCGGUGGCGGCGGCGGUGCCCAUCAUCAGCAGCACGCGGCCAGCGCCAGCAAUGCCACACACGGCGGCGUCACAUUGCCCGCCAAUGUGGCCGCACUCAAUGCUGGCGGCGCAGCCAGCGCCAAUUUGUCGGCGCUGUUGAGCGGCUCGCUGGUGGGCGCCGGUGCUGCCGGUGUCGCUGGCGGCGUGCCCGGCGCGGCGACGCUACAGCAUGUCCACGACAUGGCCCUGGCGAUGAGGCAGCUGACGGACAGCGGAGCCGCCGCUGGAGCGGGCUAUGCAGCCGGUGUCAAUGCAGCGGGCAUUCCAGCUGGUGGUGGCAAGGCGGCAGCCGGUGCAUUGGCUGGCGCUUUGGCAGCCGGUGCGGCUGCCGGAGCCGGCGGUGCUGGCGGCGGCGGUGGCAGUGGCAGUAAAGGUGCUAAGGUCAAGGGACAGCGCGGCGCCAAGGGCGGCGCGGGCAUUGCUGCCGGUGGUGCAGCAGGCGGUACGGCUGCUGGUGCAGCCGGUCUGGGUCCAGGUGGUGCUGCCUCCGGUGGCGGUGGAGCCGGUGGUGGCGGCGGCGGCGGUGGCGGUGGCAGCGGUGCCACCAAUGCGAAACGCACCAAGGGCAGCAGCAAUGCCGGCGCUGGAGCUGGAGCUGCUGGUGCCAAUGCCGGCGGUGGUGCCGCUGCUCGCGGCAGCAGCAAAAAGAAGCCCAGCCAGGUGAUGAACUUCGAUUCCGAGGAGGAGGACACCGCCAAGCCCAUGUCUUACGAUGAAAAGCGACAGCUCUCCCUUGACAUUAACAAAUUGCCAGGCGAUAAACUGGGACGUGUGGUUCAUAUUAUACAAAAUCGGGAGCCAUCGCUGCGCGACUCGAAUCCGGAUGAGAUUGAGAUCGAUUUCGAGACGCUGAAGCCGUCGACGCUGCGCGAGCUAGAAAGCUAUGUGGCGUCGUGUUUGCGCAAAAAAACACGUAAGCCAUAUUAUAAAAAGCCUUCCGGUAAAUCAAAGGACGAGCAAAUGGCCGAAAAGAAACAGGAACUGGAGAAACGGUUACAGGAUGUAACUGGCCAAUUGGGCGCUAGCAAGAAAACAGCCAAGAAAGAUGAGACCACGUCCAGCAAAGUGGAGGCUGUGCAGCCAGCGAAUCCUGUGUCGUCUAGUUCAAGUUCCAGCGAUUCAUCGUCCUCGAGUUCGAGUGAUAGCAGUUCGAGUGACUCGAGCGACAGUGAAGCAGGCGAUGCCGACGAUCGGCCACCACGCAAGAAAAAAUCACGUGAUUCAAAUGGAAGCAAUGUAAGUAGCUCCAACGGAAAGUCCUUCAAUAUUUCUUAACUGGGCUUCGGUAUAAAAACCCAUAUGAAAACCAAACCUCUUAACACAAAAUGCAAACAUAAUUCGAUUGUUUGGCAUCUCAUGAGACAUGACAUCUUCAGCACCUCAUUGU
Drosophila novamexicana is the source of this 4600-nucleotide messenger RNA. RefSeq names its product homeotic protein female sterile (gene fs(1)h). Gene Ontology annotation, biological process: regulation of DNA-templated transcription; chromatin remodeling. Gene Ontology annotation, cellular component: chromatin; nucleus. The record is from RefSeq and is a predicted model, not a curated record. NCBI's taxonomy places the organism in Eukaryota, Metazoa, Arthropoda, Insecta, Diptera, Drosophilidae. The transcript is spliced from 8 exons. Bases 1039 to 4488 code for a protein of 1149 amino acids.